Messenger RNA from Exaiptasia diaphana, 2440 nucleotides. RefSeq names its product 5'-AMP-activated protein kinase subunit gamma-1. Lineage: Eukaryota; Metazoa; Cnidaria; Anthozoa; Actiniaria; Aiptasiidae. Bases 367 to 1854 code for a protein of 495 amino acids. The record is from RefSeq and is a predicted model, not a curated record. The transcript is spliced from 20 exons.
UUGGUGACACGAAAGCUGCUUUUGGAAAGAAUUGCUGAAAAUCUGCUUCAAAUCUAGUGUUUUUACUGUAUUGUCUACCACAAAUCACUUUGGUUUUCGUUUCCUGUACACAAGAGGAAUUAUUGGAAAUCAUUCUUCCUCUGUUAGUUUCAAAAAGAUGUUUCAACGUUGGAUUUACUAUUAAUUUCUUGAGAACUCUGCAUAUGUUUUCCACCUUACCCAUCUGGAGUGAGAGCGUCAAAUAAGGAAAGAGUUGGCAGAUGUGGGUAUUUCAAGACAUCACCUUAUAACUAAGCUGACUGCAGAACGACAUACUAAAAAUUCGGACUGCAAAUUGAAGUUAAGCUUGAUUUUUGGACAAAAGAAAUGGCUUCUGAAGUGGAAGAUAUGGAAGUCGCAAUUACAAACCAAGAAAGAGAGAUAUCGAGCAGUUUCAAUGAAAAGGGACCAGUUGAACCUCCACAGCCUUUAUGGCGAAGCAGUGAACUAGAAGAUUUAAGGUCAUGUGAAGUUAUGUUACCCAAUGACGAUGACCUACCAACUGAGAAACGAACAAGUAGAGAAUGGGUCCUAGAGUGGCACAAUAAAACAGAAGAAUCAGAACUACCCUAUGAAUUCAGACAAAGAAGUUCUUCUCAUGGUUCAGGAGGAUCACCGUCUUGUGGCAUACCAAGGAGUAGCUCUGCCCCAACUAAYUCUGAGUUUGAUACUUCUGAAAUGGAGAAUAUGGAUGAUGAACUUUUAACAGAAGGACUUUUGACAAUUGCCAGGCAGACAAUGGGGGAAACAACCUCAGCYGAUGGGAACCUUGUUGGAAAGAGAAAUAAAGUUUUUGAUGCUGAUCAACCAAAUGAUUUUGAUAUUGAUAUUGACAUUGAUGAGCCAAUCAUAGGAGAAAAAUGGGUGUAUUCUAACUUCUUGAAAUCUAAAGAAAUUCAUGAGUUAAUGCCGAAAAGUUCCAAAAUAGUUGUAUUUGAYACAAGACUAAAUGUUAAAAAAGCAUUCUUUGCUCUAGUUGCUAAUGGUGUUCGRUCAGCUCCUGUGUUUGAUAGCAGUAAACAGGAUUUUGUAGGGAUGUUAACAAUAACAGAUUUUAUCAGUAUUUUACGGCGGUACUAUAAAUCACCAAUGGAAACUGGUGCAUUUGGCAAGGUGCAAAUGGAUGAAUUAGAAGAACACCAAAUUGAAACUUGGAGAGAGAUUCAGUCAUUGGAUACUUACCAACCAAAACUUGUGCGAAUCACUCCAACACAGAGUCUUUAUGAUGCCGUCAAGAUGCUGUUGGAAUACAAAAUUCAUCGUCUGCCAGUAAUYGACAGCGUUACCGACAAUGCUUUAUGUAUUGUGACACAUAAAAAAAUACUAAAGUAUCUUUUUUCACAUGUACGUCAAUUAAGAAUGCCAGAGUUUAUGCAUUAUUCAUUAAAAGAUGUGGGCUUAGGAACGUAUGCGAAUGUGGCAACAAUAACCCCAAAUACACCACUAAUCACUGCAUUGCAUAUGUUUGCUCAAAGAAGAGUGUCAGCUCUKCCUGUUGUCAAUGAGCAAGGAGUUGUGGUUGACAUCUAUGCAAAAUUCGACGUUAUUAAUCUUGCUGCCGAGAAGACGUACAACAACCUUGAUGUUACGGUCCAACAGGCUCUCCUUCAUAGAGCGGAGGGAUUUGAAGGAGUUCACAGAUGUUACUUAGAUGAAACCAUGUUAACAAUAAUAGAAAGACUCGUCGAAGUAAAGGUACAUCGUUUGGUCGUUGUUGACAACGACGACCACUGCAUUGGAGUYUUAUCGUUGUCAGACAUUUUAAGAUUUCUGAUACUUAAACCAACAGGGCCAGUGUCUCCCAAARCGACAUGAGAAUAAMAGAAAUUCGGUUGAAAUUUGAUCUAUGACUAAAUGGAUGGUGACGGAAAAARUACAAUAGGGAUAUUCGAUGAUUAGUUCCUCUAUAAAACUGUGCGCGAUGGUCCCGUGUAGAGAGGACAGUUAUAAUAUUCUAAACCGGUGUUUUGUAAAUGAUAUAUCGAGGUUAUAAAGAUAGUAAAUUAAUGUUAAAAAAAGUUGUGUUAUAGUGUUUGUGCAGUUUGCUUUGUUUAUUGAUUGGUUGGUUAGUUACAGGUUUAGCAAUUUGCUUGAUGUCCUGCGUUUCACAAUAUUUCAGUAAAAUAAUGUAAUUCCUGUAAUUUUCAAUGAUAUUUGCGAGGUUCUACUGUUUUGGUAUUCCAUUUCGUGCACCUGCGUACAUUAUUACGACCUUUAUAUCGAAGAGUAAACGUUUUGUAGCCAUUUUUGAUUACUUAAAUGUUAUAAAGCAUUAAGGAAUCAUUAAAAUGUGCUACUUAUUGCAAAACAACAACGAUAAAUGAGAACUGUGAUCUAUUUUAUUGGUUUUUCAAUAGUCUAGUAACGCCAUGACCCAUUAUAUAAAUUACCAUUGUUUGUC